This is a messenger RNA of Symbiodinium sp. CCMP2592, 1950 nucleotides long. Lineage: Eukaryota; Dinophyceae; Suessiales; Symbiodiniaceae. The record is from the annotation of a GenBank genome assembly.
AUGGAGUCUGGCAGUGCAGCACUUCCAGCCCGGCGAUGGGCCGCAAUUCUGCUGACUGCCUCCAUAGGCAUUGCGUCAGCAGAUGACUUGGUGCAAACGGUGGACCUGUACCGUGCCAUGGCGAAGCCUCCGGACGGCAAGGAAACGAACCCAGUGUCCAACAACAAUUUGGCAGACGUCAUGGGUGUGUUGCGCUAUGUUCAUCAAGAGGUUAUUGUGGAGCACGUUGCUGGUGAUCCAGAGCGAACUUCUAGGAAGUACGGCAUUGAUUCCUUCGGCCACUACCGGAUGAAAAUCCGAAAUCCGGAUUCCAUCCUCAAGGACCCGAGCAAGUUGGCAAUGCCUGGCUUCGGGCGCUACGGAGCCUUCGACUACGGUGUUGCCACAUCUCUGGACCUGCUGGAGGGGGUCGUGGCCAAUGGUGACUAUGUCGGAAUCUCAAAGGAGGAUUCACCGCAGAUCAACUUUACCCAUCCGUGGUAUUGGUUCUCCGUGGAUGGAGAUUGCCCAAAUCUGCCUUGGCAGUGCGUGAAGCCUUUCGAUGGAUGUACGGCCGAGGCGCCCCCGACGAAGCCUCAGCCUUGCGAUCCGGAGGGCUGUGCUGGCAAACAGGACAAAGAUGCGCGCAACUGCAGCUCGAAUCCACACUUCACGGAUCCUUCGGACACCGACACGGCAAGGAAGUGCUGCCUGCACUACAGUCAGUUUCCUGACAAGGUCAUCAUGGGGGGCUUGUGCAACUCCUCCGUCAAGGAGCCAACGGGAGAGAUCGGCUGCGUCUAUACGUACCAGGCCAUGGGAGACAAGGACUUCGUGAACAUUGACGACCUGAAUGGAAUCACCAGCAUGCCGUGCGGGUCCGAUGGCAAGAGGAAGUGCACCGGCUGGAAGGAUUGGCGACAAAACUGCUACGACCCGAAGGGGACCUACAAGCAGAAGUUCCAAUGCAAUGACUGCAGCUCCACGAGCCCCAAAUGGGACGUGGUUAUCCAGAAAACCAGCUACUGCGUCGAGUACGACCUGCAUCCCUACUGCCAGCAAACGCAGGAUCUCUGCAAGGAUCCAAGAUGCAUGCAGUUGAAGAAGGAGGAGAAGGAGACGGGCCUUCCCUUCUGGAAGGGCAAGUGUGAAGUGCGGGACAACCAGCGUCGUGCUGAAGCAGUAGCGGAAUAUUUUCUGGGGGACUCCGUGAAGGAUUCCCACUGGCUGGUUGACAAGGCUGCCAUGGAUGCGAGUCCGGCCUGUGCAUCCAAAGACAGUUCCGUGCCCAACCAGUGCACUCCGAAUCCCGAUGGCGGUCCAUACUGCACCCGUCUGUUCGGUGGCGUUUGCUCCUCCUGCUACAUCCCAAACACCGACCCGCCCUAUCCGGAUCCGACCUCCCAGCCGAUGUGCCCUUGGGACGUGCUGAAGGAGAAGGGGAAUGGGGAGGCGAAGCCGGUGCAGACGAAGUGCGCAUCGGAAGAUCCACUUUCUCUCUGCUGCCUCUAUGGCAUUGGGACCUGUGGCAACGUGACUGGCACGGACGGCUCUGAUGCCGAGUUAACUGUGAAGGGCUUCCUCCUUGUCACCAGGAUGCAAGACAACAAGGAGAUGGUGAAGUUUGCUCAGCGCUACGUGGAGUCCUUCAAGGGCGCCGUGGUGGACCAGGCCGCCUUCAGCGAUGACAUUUACUCCACGUGGCACUACCAGCCGCCGACGUUGCCUGAGCAGGCUUGGAGCGACUUUGGUUCCACCGUGAACCAAAGCUCUGGCGUCAGCUGGAAUCCGUCCAAGCCCACACCGAAGCCGUCGGGAGGAGGAGGAGGCUUGACCUGGCUCUGGAUCGUCAUCGUAGUGGUUGUCCUGGCCCUCUUGGGCUUCGGCGCUUUCAAGUACCGUCAAAGCCAGCAGGCCAGGGAGCCGCUCCUGCCAUCUGGCCAGAAUCCCCAUGUGCAGAUGAGCAACUAA